Camellia sinensis is the source of this 4021-nucleotide messenger RNA. It is a transcript of the gene POP1, whose product is annotated as ribonuclease Ps. Lineage: Eukaryota; Viridiplantae; Streptophyta; Magnoliopsida; Ericales; Theaceae. Gene Ontology annotation, cellular component: nucleolar ribonuclease P complex; ribonuclease MRP complex. The record is from RefSeq and is a predicted model, not a curated record. Gene Ontology annotation, biological process: tRNA 5'-leader removal.
AAAAAUAAAUGGUGUGUUCGAUUGGACCGGUUUUGUUUCACCCCGCCGCCGUUCCUCCCUCGACUGAAGAAGACCCCUAUGAAAUCAAAAUAGCAACAAAUCCCUCCUUCAGUGUUGGUAUCUGCAAAACCCUCUUCCCAAAACCCUCCCGAAAUCGGAAUCCCUCUUUCCCCCUCUGCAAAACUCCCUUUGGGGUGGAUUGGUUUCUAAAUUAAAGGCCGAUAUUUGUUUUGUUUUGUUUUGGUUGUUGUUUUGAUUCCAUCUCCAUGUUUGGGCACUUUCUUUGAUCAAUUUUUGUGGUUCAGUUACAACUUACAUUUGUUCAGGUUAUCCUUAUUUAUUAUCCUAGGCUUGGAAGCAGAAGGUAAUCUACUCAAAAUUAUGAUAUAGCUCUUUUUAAAAGCUCUUUUUGUGAUCUUCCCUUUAUGUGCAAGCAAGCUCUUGAGGUUUCAAGUUUAGAUUUUAAAUCCCCUUUUAUUAUUUUUAUUAUUAAUUCAGAAGCUUUUUAAAGAUGCAAUGACCUUGGUACGUGAAUGUCUGCAAAUUAAUUUAGUUUCUUAGCAAGAACAUGCAUUGAAAUCAAUUUCCUUAUCUCACUGUGAAUUGCAUUUUAGAGUCUGAGUAUCUAUUCAAAUGGAACUGAUUUCCUUAUGAAUUUUUGGUGUUUUUUUUUUUUUUUUUUUUUUACAUGGCAUUUUAAAAAAAAUUCAUUUUAGUUAUUUUCAAUGGCUAGCUAAAAUAAAGUGUCUUGUUGGAGUGAAUACAUGAAAAGUAAGUAAGCAAGAUAGAGAGUGUGCUUUUGCUAGGAAAAAUGCAAUUGUGUGAAUCAUCUCCUCAAACACUAUGGCUUUCUGUAUCUGUGAAAAAAUAUAUAUGCAAUUGUACACAAGAUGUAUGCGAUAAAUCCACCAUGACAAAACUCAGCAUUCUAAAACAAUUUAUUAUUCAACUUGUUAGGCUCUUGUCUUUGCUGCAGAAGAGAGUCAAAGAAUGUUUAGGCAUUAAAAAAGAUACAAAUUAUCUCACUCUUAUGGCCGUAGACCGACGCAAACGACAUCAAGUCUCGGCAACUCCACCUCCUCGUACCCUCAAUGUGCACAAAUUUGCAGAGUCCAGAGCUGCUGAACUUGAGACUCUUCACUCAAUUGUUUCGAAUCGUGUAAACAAUGAUUUUCGCUGUCAGAGAAACAAAAGGAGAAGAACUACUGGGUUCGACAACCGAGUUGCCAAAAAAAGGCACAGAAAGAGGCAGAAACUUGGAGUGGUUGGGUUGAGCAGUGCUGUGGUUUCAGAGAAAGGUCAGGAGAAGGUUCCUCGUCGUAUUCGUCGGAGAAAUGAACUUAGAAAGAAUCCUGAGACUGGUUAUUGUACUUCUGGAGAUGGGACUAAGCGACUGAGAACACACGUAUGGCAUGCGAAGCGGUUUGCAAUGACAAAGCUGUGGGGUUUCCACCUCCCUCUGGGUUUGCAGGGCAGAGGAAGGGGUUCAAGGGCUCUCUUGAAGAGGUUCAAAGAUGGAGUACUCAUACAUGACGCGAGUUACUAUGGUGCUGUCCAAUUAGAGGGUCCACAGAAUUCAUUAUUGCAGAUGCUAAGCACAGUACUUGUGCCCUCUCAAUCAUCUCAAUCAGAAGAUAUUUACCUUUCUGUGCUAUCUGGUGCUACCUAUGGAAGUGCUAUGCUUCAUCAUGUUGGAGCUCCCGUUUCUGCUGCAGUUGCUCCUGUGACCUAUAUGUGGCGAUCUUUCCACAAUGCCAAUGGAUACAAUGAGCCACAGGAGAUUGAAGGAAGUUCUUUCUUUCGCCAGCUCUGGGUAUGGAUACAUGCUGCAGCUUUCAGUGAAGGAGUUGAUGCUUUGAAACUUGCUUGUCAAAGACAGAUGGAUGACACUGGUGUCUCGAUCAAUUGCAUCUCAGUUGAGGGUAAACUAGCAAAACUGGAAGUUAUGGGAUCAAAGGCAUUUCAUCUUCUUCAAAAGAUACUGCAUCCUGUUACCAGUGUUGACUGGCUGUGCAGUAUUGCAGAAAAUUGUGAGCAACUAGGUAAAUGUUCGGAUAUGGAGGCUGACAUAGAAACUCGUGUUAAGAAGUCUUCUGCAAUUAUUACUCUUACUGUUAGUGAUCCCCGUGCUUUGCCCGAGAAAAAGGUUGAACUUGUUCCUAAAACAACUUCUACUAGUAAGUUGGGUUAUAAUAGAGAAGAUGAUGAAGGUAAAGAAUUCAGUGCCUCAGGCAAGAACACAGAGUUAUUCUCAUCAGCAGCAUUGAAACUACAAGAAGAUAGUGCUCCCUCUGACAGCAUGGAUUUGUGGGAUGCCAGCAAAGGAAUUCUCCCGCCCGUGGAAGAAAAUGUUCUUUGCAUGGAAAAACAUCAGCAACGGCUGGCUUUCUUUUGCCUUGGCAACACAAACUUAGGAAAGCAAAAUGCUUCAACUGGGGAACUACGUUGUAGAUUGUGCCCUAUUAUGCUUUUAAAUCAUAGUAACGAAAAGGGUUCAAUUGUAAGUUGGUCAAUCAUACUACCUUUAAGUUGGGUCAAAGCCUUUUGGGUCCCUCUCAUCUCUGGAGGUGCUUGUGGCAUUGGUUUGAGAGAGAAGCACUGGAUUGCCUGUGAAGUUGGGUUACCGUGUUUUCCUUCAGCUUUUCCAGAUUGUAAUGCCUAUUCUUGCUUUAUGGCAACCAAAGCAGCCGCCUCUGAUGGAAAAAUGGAACUUCGUCCUCCUGCUAUGAGACCAGUCAGGGUUCCCAUACCUCCUCCAUGGGAAAGUGUCAGAUUUGCUUUGGACGAAGAAUCAAUUAGAUUAAAAGACGCUCAACCUAAUUCUGAGGAACCAUGUGCUAUGAUGGUCGAUGAAAAUUCAUUGACAAACUCAGGUUGUGGAAAAAAUAACGUAGUAGCCCCAAACCAUAGUGGGUUUUCAUUUGAGGGGUUUGUAGCAAGGACAUCAAACAUGCUGACUCAUUUUUUGAGUGAAAUCCACGGUGAUCAUUUGCUUUUAUUCCCUGAUAUGAAGAAUAAUAUUGCUAAAUUCAUGAAGGAUAAAAGCAGGCUUAGUCAAUGCCCAAAUGGGACCACCACUCUGAUAAAUAAUGGCCAAAGACUAUGCUUCCUCAGAGUUCUUCUGCAUGCGUACAAAGGUGGUGUUUUUGACGAAGGAGCAGUUGUUUGUGCACCUCAUUACUCUGACAUAAACUUGUGGACAUCCAGAUCGGACAAUAACAAGGAAGAACUUCACAUACCUCAGUCCUUUGUGGCAUCGUGCUUUGAGCAGCAACCUUCUGGUAAAUGGGAGCUCCAAAUACCCAAGGGCGCUGUAGCCAGAGCGUCUCAUAGGUGGCCAAUUGGUUUUGUCACAACUGGAUUUGUCCGAGGAAGCAAGAGGCCAUCAGCAGAGGCUCUGUGUGAGGCAAUCUUACUUGCUCGUCUUAGAGAAGAACAGUGGAAGGAGAUGCCUGUGAAGCAGAGGAGGAAGGAGAUAUAUGUACUUGUUAGGAAUCUGAGAUCUACUGCUUAUAGACUUGCUCUUGCCACCAUUGUCCUUGAACAACAGGAAGAUGAUUUGGUGUUCAUGUAAUCUGCUGUCUACCCUUGUAAUUUUUUAUGAUGUGAUGUGAGAGUGAGACAGGCUGCAAAAUGUUGUGGCAGAAAAAUUUUGUUUUUUAGUUAUUGCCUUUUAUUUAUAUAUAUAUAUACCCAAAUACUAGUGAUUUAGAGUCUCGAAAGAACAUUUAUGUUGAUUUUCCUGUAACAAUUUCUUUCCUUUUAAAUUAUGUCCCACAAAAAAGGGUGUAUUUGAAGUUCUAGAGCUUGAUGGUUUGUUCAUCCGAAGUUCCCAACUUGCCUCAUGUGCCUCGUGUCCAUCGAAUAUUCGUGUAUAAUAUAUAUAGAGGCCAGGGUCUAUAGGUGCUGAGACUCUUCUUCGAAUACCAAAUUUUGGUUGAUGUCUCUGUAUUGUGGACAAGCUACGUAACUUUCUUCUCUGUUCGUUUUUUUUGGAUGAGAAUGAGCUGUUUGUUGGCUA